Messenger RNA from Magallana angulata, 1920 nucleotides. RefSeq lists its product as uncharacterized. Gene Ontology annotation, cellular component: nucleoplasm; chromatin. Gene Ontology annotation, biological process: positive regulation of DNA-templated transcription. The transcript has a single exon. The record is from RefSeq and is a predicted model, not a curated record. Bases 18 to 1499 code for a protein of 493 amino acids. Gene Ontology annotation, molecular function: ubiquitin-protein transferase activity; zinc ion binding; protein binding. NCBI's taxonomy places the organism in Eukaryota, Metazoa, Mollusca, Bivalvia, Ostreida, Ostreidae.
GGUAGCUAUAAGGUUUCAUGAUGGCGGCCAUAUCUUCCAAAUAUCCACUUGGAUCUCCUCAAGAACACAUCCCCAUGUGUGAGAAACACAGUAUUAAUAUAGACAUCACUUGUGAGGAUUGUGAUGAAUUUAUUUGUUCGCAAUGUGCCAAAACAGACCACAAGGACCACGACUGGAAGACUAUACCCACAGCAGGAAGUCUAAGGAGACGAGACCUACAGAAGACUUUGGGUAAAAUUAAGGAAAAAGAUGUGAAAACGAGUGAAGAGAAGAUUAGAAAUGCAUCUAAACAAUUGGAAGUCAAUCAGAAACGUUUUGAUUCAGAGGUAUCAAAGCUUCAGAAACAUUAUGACGCGAUUGUCUCAAAACUCGAUGAAAUUAGAAAAAAUAUUGAGACUAAAUUAAGGGAAGUUCUAGAAAGAGAAAAUGCUGAAUUAAAGAGGAAACAAUUAGACCUUAAAAAGAAACAGAUACAAAUCAAUGAUCUUGUGACAUUUCUGGACGAAAAACACAAUACCAUGUCUGACUAUGGUUUGAUAGACAACCUUAGAGACUUGACCAACCUUGUGUUCGAAAGAGAUAGUGAAAUAAAGAGGGGAGAUCAUUUAGUGGAAUACAGAAGAGGGGACAUCAGUGAGGUGUUACUGAAGUCCAUGAUGGGACAAAUCUUCGAUUGGGAUGCCAUUACCAUUACUGAGAGAGGUUUAAUUCAAUAUGGAGACGAAGGAAUAUAUCUUAUGGAGGCAAUAAACGAGGAAUCAAGUUUCGUGAGCGAUACCAAGUCAAAUUAUAUCGAACGAAUUAACAUAAGACGUAAAAAGAGAGAGAAAAUUAAAAUCGAUGCAAAUGAUGCAUGUGUAACAAAACAAGGUGAUGUUUAUGUAACUGAUCGUAAGAACAAUUCCAUUGUCCGUCUGUUUUCGACUGGCUCUAUCUCUAAAGUAUUUAGUACAGCGCCACUGCACCCAGGAGGGAUCUGUCAAUCAACAGAUGAUGGAUUACUGCUUACAUUGAGAGAUGCUGCGUCUGACUUCUUUCAACCAAACUCACAAAGCAGACGUCUUGUCAGACACGUGACACUGACCGGUGACGUCAUCCGUGAGUACGAGUACCAGGAGGACGGUCGGACCAGAUUGUUUAAUGCAGUACGAAGAGUCAGACAGAACGGUAACACUGAUAUAUGUGUAGUGAACAUGAAAAAUGAAACUUUGAGUGACUUGAUGAUUUUAUCCCUAUCUGGAUCUCUGAAGUGGGUCUACCGUGGACAGACCUUAGCUGAGUGUUUUUUUACUGAUGUCGCGUGUGACUCCUACUGCAACAUACUUGCAUGUGAUAUGUUUAACAGCAAAAUCCAUCUUCUGUGUCCUAAUGGGAAUUUUAUAAGGUACCUACUGACAGAGACUGAAGUAAAAGAUCCUUGGUCCAUGUCUCUGUAUAAAUCCACGCUGUGGGUAGGAGACAACCAUGGACUUGUUAAAGUGUUUCAGUACAAGGCAUAAUUAAAACAACUUCAUUGUGUGACAAUGCCACUUAACUCGGGAAUAAUAUAUGAAAGCCAGUGCAUCAGUUUGAAUUAUAUCUAAACCUUAAAAUAAGUUGAGAAUUGUUUUCACAUAAGUGUAACAACCUUUGCUCACUAUCAUAUACCAAAAUUUGUGAGGUAUUUCAAGAAUAAAAUGAACUCUCCAAGUCGGUAUGUGAGCUUCCCUCGAUCCUUUGGACCCCUUCCUAAAUUGUUUAUGUUUACAAUGCAGCCAUUUAAUUCUUGUUUUCCUAUGUUUAUCAUUAUCAAUCAUACAUUAAUAUAUGUAUAUAUGUGUGAAAAGAUGUUUUCAAACAUGUAAUCAAGAUAUAUGUUUUCUAUUAUAAAACUGCACGUAAUUGUUUUCGUCAUAGUAAUAAAACGAUUACAAAAAUGAA